Solanum tuberosum (potato) is the source of this 1239-nucleotide messenger RNA. Its product is annotated as annexin D3. The coding region runs from base 116 to 1090 and encodes 324 amino acids. NCBI's taxonomy places the organism in Eukaryota, Viridiplantae, Streptophyta, Magnoliopsida, Solanales, Solanaceae. The transcript has 6 exons. Gene Ontology annotation, biological process: response to salt stress; response to cold; response to heat. The record is from RefSeq and is a predicted model, not a curated record. Gene Ontology annotation, molecular function: calcium-dependent phospholipid binding; phosphatidylserine binding; calcium ion binding. Gene Ontology annotation, cellular component: cytoplasm; plasma membrane.
CUUUCUUUAUUUUCCUUUUUGCCCUUAUUCUCUUUCAUGAAGGUGAGAGGGAAAAAUAACUGAAAGUGUUAAAGAGAAACAGAGAGCAAAACUUGCAAUUUCUGGGGUGAAGAAAAUGGCUACACUGAGAAUCCCAGAUGUUGUUCCUUCUCCAGAUGAAGACUGUGAAACUCUUAUGAAAUCCUUCAAAGUUUUGUGGUUGUGUGUAGGACUGGGAACUAAUGAGAAGUCAGUGAUAUCGGUGUUGGGCCAGAGAAAUGCAAGCCAGAGGAAGAAGAUCAGAGAAACCUAUCAGCAACUUUACAACAAGUCCCUUAUAGAUGACAUUAAUUCUGAAUUGUCUGGUGAUUUCAGGAAAGCAGUCAUCCUAUGGACAUACGAGCCUUCUGAAAGAGAUGCACGGCUAGCAAAUGGAGCCUUAAAGUCAAGAAAGAAAACCAUCACCCAGUUGCAAGUGAUAGUAGAGAUAGCUUGUGCAUCAUCUCCUGAUCAUCUGGUCGCGGUGAGACAAGCAUAUUGUGGCCUUUUCAACCGUUCACUUGAAGAAGAUAUCACAGCAAAUGUCCCUAUGCCUAUACAAAAGAUUCUUAUUGGUCUAGUCAGGUCCUAUCGAUAUGAUAAAGAAUUGGUGGAUCCUAGUACUGCAAAUGAAGAAGCUGCUAUCCUUCGUGAAGCCAUACGGACAAAACAGUUGGAUCAUGACAAUUUUCUUUUCAUACUCAGCACAAGGAGUAGUUGUCAGCUUAGAGCAACUUUUGAGUGCUACAAGCAAAAUUAUGGAUUCUCCAUUGACCAGGACAUUAAGAGCUGUGGAAAAGGUCUAUUGGAAUCUAUCCUGAAGGUGGUUAUCUGGUGUAUUGAUUCGCCAGAGAAACAUUUUGCUGAGGUUGUCAGAGCCUCGAUUGUCGGUUUUGGAACUGAUGAGGAUUCUCUAACGAGAGCCAUUGUAACUCGAGCUGAAGUUGAUAUGAUGAAAGUAAGGGGAGAAUAUAUCAUAGCGAACAAAACUAGUCUUGAUAAUGCAGUUAUUGAUGACACAUCAGGUGAUUACAGAAAAUUCCUCAUGACACUGCUUGGUGCCAAAGUGUAGACCUGACCAUUAUCUUGUUGUGUUUCAAUACUAUGCUACUACUUUGUAUGAUUUAUUCGGAAAUGCUAUAUGCGCAUUAUUGGGGUGGUUUUGCAGUGAAAUGUUUAAUAAUUGGAGAGUGAAUUUGUAUAUAAGUUUGUGGUUUGUCA